This is a messenger RNA of Dunckerocampus dactyliophorus (ringed pipefish), 3603 nucleotides long. RefSeq names its product fetuin-B-like. NCBI's taxonomy places the organism in Eukaryota, Metazoa, Chordata, Actinopteri, Syngnathiformes, Syngnathidae. The record is from RefSeq and is a predicted model, not a curated record. Bases 153 to 1169 code for a protein of 338 amino acids. Gene Ontology annotation, biological process: negative regulation of endopeptidase activity. Gene Ontology annotation, cellular component: extracellular region. The transcript is spliced from 8 exons. Gene Ontology annotation, molecular function: cysteine-type endopeptidase inhibitor activity.
GAAAAGUCCAGAAUCAGCCUCACACCUAUGCGCCUGGAAAAACAGGUUUAUGGGUCUUAAAUAGGGUGCACAGACCAAGGCAAAACAAUAAAUGGCGAUAUACCUUUAAAGGCUUUGGUAAUAGUAUAGUUAUUUUCCCGUGUGUUUUUAAGAUGAGGAUGUAUCUGUUGUUUGUGUAUCUGGUUGUGCUGCCCUAUGGGGGCAUAGCCGUAGCCAAUUUUUCCGGCUGCAAUAGCCCAGAAGUUGUACAUAUUGCAGAAGAAGCCUUGGAACAAAUGAAUCAAGAUCGGACCCAAGGAUACAUUCUGGGCUUCAACAGACUGUAUGAUUUCUCACAUACCCCUGAAAAGAACAAAGGGGAGUCUCUCUAUAAACUGAACAUUGAUGUCAUUGAGACUAAAUGUCACAUCAUCAGCAGUAAACCAUGGAAACAAUGCGAAAUUCGAAGCGUUGGUUCUGUUCCUGUAUACGGGGAGUGUCAAGUGUCUGUUUAUGUUGACACACAAGUCAGACUUCAAAGUUACUCCUGUGCACUUCGUGAAGUUCCAGCCACUGAAGUGUUGGACAUGUGUCCAGACUGCCCCAUAGCUGAGAAUGUGAAUGAGCCGGUCAUCAAGGACAUUGCACAUCUCUCCCUGCUGAGGUUCAAUGAAGAGCGCCACUUUGCCCACUACUUUACACUGGAGAAUAUUACAAGGGCCAGUAUACAGUGGGUUGUGGGGCCAUCCUACUUUGUUGAGUUCACCAUUGUACAGACGGUUUGCCUCAAAAAAACAGAAGACAUUGAACUGGGCAACUGCCCACCAAUGGACCGUCAGUUUGCCCACCGAGGCUUCUGUUUGAGCUCACACUUGGAGGAUGUAGAUGAUGGUGGUUUCAGAUUCAGUGGUGGGAAGGAAUUCCAGAACAGGAAGAUUGUAGAUGUGAAGUGUGAGAUCUUUGAACCUCAGUCAGCUGUUGGGCAUCAGCACCAUAACCAAACAAACUUAAACCCCCAUGAGCUAAUGAACUCAACCAUACCCGGCUCAAGUCAAGGUAUCUCCACAGCCAAAGGCCUCCUGGGGUUUGUGAUAGACCAGCCUGCAUCUCCUAGAUCAGCCCCAGUGGCUAAUUUCUGCCCUGGCUCCCGUAGACAUGAUCUGGGUCACAGAAAGACUUUACCGCACUGAGGAACAGAUGAACGGGACCAUGUACCUGAACACUGAAGAUGGGUUGUGGACGGAUCUUCCAGGAUGACAACGACCAAAAAUAUAUGGCCAAGGCAACAAAGGAGUGGCACCAGAAGAAGCACAUUAAGAUCCUGGUGGCCAAAACAAUAGUUAGGAGGUCUGGGAUAGUUUGAAAUCCGUUACUUUUAACUUUAAUUACUUUUAAGAAAACUACAAUGACAAAAUAUAGGACUGGACAAACAGACAUUUUUAUUUAACUGAGUCACAAAACAAAGCAGGUGCAUUUUGAAAUGUAUUAUAAUAUUGCAUGCUUGACCUAAGCAUGAUGCUCUUAACUGUUAAACUUUUUUCCACAAAUUGAAACAACAGACUAAAUAGAUGCUCGUAUCACAAGUUUUGAUAGAAGUCUUAUGCAGCAAUCGUAUCUUGAUCUGACAAACAUGAAGUAAAUUUGAUCAAAUGUACAAUACUACAGCUUCUGCUUGGACAUUAACACUGCAGCAGUUGUAACGACAAAUCAGAUCAAUUUAAAAUAUUGUUUUAAUCUCUUACAAGAUCUCAUGACACCCCAACUGGCUACAGUAAAAGAUGUGAUACCAUCAGGGAGAGGAAUAAAGAAAACAACCUCAACACCCUCUUCAGCAGCUUUAAAUCCGCAUUUCUAACCUGUCUUCCCAAUCGCCUACCCACGCAUACACACCCUGCAACACUGCUGAUCACGUCAAGAGAAAGCUGAGGAGACUUAUCCCAAGGAAGUGGUUGGCCCUGACGGAAGGUCCUUAACCAAAUGUUCAGGAACUUUUAGUUCAUGGUAACUGUAGUUCCUGGAACUAAAAUGUUCCUGAGACCCACCGUGUUUUGCAUUUGUACAGCAGAUAGGUCCCCAGAAUAUUUAUGUAAAUCAGGUUGAUGACGAAGCAACAUGCUUGAUUGGGAUGAACUACUAAACACAACACCUGCCAUUCAAUGUAAUAAUAGUUGUGAGUCAUUAAUACUACACAAUUUAUAGAUUAUAAUAAAUGCAGUAGUACAUUUUAGGAUUACACAUGUCUACAAGAAUAGCCAAAAGAUCCUCUUUGGCUGACUGAGGGGAAAACCAUUAGCACAGUGGUGGGAUCUUCUGGCUUAUAUAGCCCGGUCUAAAAUAAUUUUUUCUUAAAAUUAGACGUUGACACUAUUUGCUGUUCUUUUUUGUUGUUUUUGUAAUGAUAUAUGAUCUUUAUUCUUAUGUAUAUAUGUAUGCUGUUUUUUUUAAUGAUAAAAUUAUUUUACAAAGAAAAUAGAAAAAGUAAUCUUGAAUAUGUAUCAAAACUGUUCAUAAUAUUUUAUCAUUGCGAUUGCCUUGCGUAUGCAAGAUCUAAAUGAUCAAACCAUGUUUAAUCCUGAUCUGAUCUAGAUGACUGAAAUUCAGUUAAGCUUCGAGGUCCCUUUUGGCCUUGUGAAUUUAUUCGAGAGGCUGGUUGACAGACCAAAUCUGUGGCUGACAAGUAAGCGAACCAUGGGCAGAAGUCACUUCCUUUAUUGCCUUCUCUUAUGGGGUAAUGCAUUUGAUAAUCACUUCUGCUCACUCUCAGAAGCAAAAGGCCAUAACUCCAUGGACUGAUGGUUCACUGAUUGUCUCCUCUGGCACAGACUGAGUGGCCACAUUACUGAAAAUACAACGUAUGCUACCUUCGAGUAUUACAUUGCAAAAGAGGAGAACCACAGUUCAUGUGUCAAUAAUCCAUCAAGCCAUUCAUUUCCUACCACUUAUCCUGUCCAAGGUCGCAGGGAGCUGGCGCCUAGCACCCAGCUGACUUUGGGCCAAAGCCAAACUACACCCUGGACUGAUCACCAGUCAAUCACAGGGCACAUGUGGAGACAGACAACCGUCUACAUUAACAAGGAAGGAAUAGAACACGGGAGCAUAUACUAGAAGAGACUAGAACAUCAGUCUGGGAUCAACAAAUUCGGGUGAUACUGACGAGUUCAUCACAGGCCGGAUGGUUCUGUCACAAUUUUUGGACAAAGAAGAAGACCCAGUGCACAACUCAGACAUGUACUCAACAUUUGAAAGUUCACAUACAUUGGAACCCCAGUUAGCGUACGACCCGGUUAGCAUUUUGCCUCGGUUUGUGUACAUUUUCUGGUUAGCGUACAAUAUGGCACACAUCUUGUUGUGUUAUUGAUAUAUUGCGUGAGUCCAUCUGUGCUUGUAAUGUAUUUUUAAACCGGAAACGGAAGUCAUUGCCCCCCAGGUCUGUCGCCCGUCUAUGAUGUAAUCAGCGGUUGACUCUGUAGUUCUUUGCUAACACAGUUACACAAGUCUUUGCUUUUCUUUUGACCACAGAUGUAAAGUAACCCACAAUAAAGCCAAAGAAAGUUGUAAGUCUCAGCAUUUUGAUGAAUAAGGUUAAAUGCUAUUGAAUUCGGGAAAUAAUUUGUAGGAAAAUAC